UCUAUUUCGGGUUCGGUAGCAGUUUCGAUUUCUAGCCAACAGCUAGAUCCGUAUAUUUCAUUGACAAUGUUGCGAUUGGCCAGUUCCACAUAUAGUUCCAUAUGUUUAAUCGUCUUUUUGAAUUUUUUGUGGUUGCUACUGCUGACGACGACGUCCGCCAAGCCAACCAAUUCACCUGAUUCUAAACCUCAAAAUGGAAUGCAACAUGUUACCAGCUUUGUAAACCAAAAGCCAAAGUCGGGAGUUCGUGAGGAAUUUAAUUUCGAACAGAAUGAAGCAGAGGCCACAAACUCGGCGCAUUUGCAGCAACUCUUUGGCAGCUUGUUACAACUACCGGGAACGGGAAAUAUGAGCCUGGAGCUAUCCUUGGAAACGGAUGACGAUCCAGUCAGUGAACGCAAUAAGCUUGAUGAUGAGAUGGAGAGCACUGGAGAGCAGCAUGAGGGCUUCACUGAAUCAUCGGACGAGUGGCAUCGUGUUAAGUUGGCUAUUCCUGUUCUGGAGCCGGUCAAGCAUCUAAUUAAUGCGGUGGGCGGUGGUGGGGUGAACGACUCCCAUGUUAAAAGUAAUACCCACCGGUUAAUUGGACACCAUGGGGUUCAUGAAACGCAUCAUCCUGCCGGGAAUAUUAGCUCUCCGGCAAUCGAAACGGAAGAGGAUCGUGAGACAGCCAUUGAUAGUACAGGCUUCGAUGUCCUGGAGACGUUGGGAACUGCGGGCACAGUACUCAUUAGCAUCCUGCAAAAUAUCCGGAAGGUAUUUGCCGCUAGCGCCGGGAAUGCCAGUUCCGCUUCAUCGGGUGGAGGUGGCGGCGGCGGUGGAUCUAAUUAGUUGACUUCCCUUUUAGUUUGUGGUCUGUGAUUAAUAUUCGCUAUAUUUAAAUUGGUCUUCUGUCACUUUUGAUCCUUACUAAUUUAAUAAACGAAAAUUUCGAAUGUAA
This is a messenger RNA of Drosophila eugracilis, 940 nucleotides long. RefSeq lists its product as uncharacterized. NCBI's taxonomy places the organism in Eukaryota, Metazoa, Arthropoda, Insecta, Diptera, Drosophilidae. Bases 67 to 831 code for a protein of 254 amino acids. The transcript is spliced from 2 exons. The record is from RefSeq and is a predicted model, not a curated record.